AUGGCUCUUGAUAGCACUGCAAGGAACACAACUAUAAACAGUGAGGGAGGAGAUGUCAGCUGGUAUGACAAUCCAUUUCAAAAUCUGGAACCAAUCACUCAGAAUUCCAUCCAUCCUCUAGAUGUUGUAUGUGCUGUCCUCCAUUGUUCAGAUAACUUUUUGCAGCAGGAAAUAAUAUCUAAAAUGUCUAUGUGCCAGUUUGCCGUCCCCUUGAUACUCCCGCCCAGUCAUGAACAAGACUGUACCUUCCUGUUGUGGGCCUUGAGAGGUAUUGUGAAACGAUGGAGACCUCAGUCACUGACAGAAAGCAAAGGCUUUAUUGAAGACAAUUUAGUAAAUAUCAAAAUGCCAACAUUUUCCUUUGUGAGACUUGGAGACUGCAACAUAUCUAAAUCCAGAAUUCUUAAUCAACUACUUUGCCAAACUCAGUCGUACUAUGACAUUUUUGUGAAUCGGGAUAUGCUUUGCGAAAAUGCAGAAAAAACAAUUGCUGAUGGCUUAGUGGAAAUGUCUUGGUUCUUUCCAGGAAGUGUUAAUAAAUCUGAACUCUUUCCAGAACCAGCUGCCAUUAUUAAUUUGCGGGGAGAUUUGGCGACCCACUGGAGACAGUUCAACUUCCUGACACAUGUUUCAUCGGCUGUGUUCAUAUUUACAAAGUAUUUUUCUGAGAAGGAAUACAAGUUAUUUUUAAAUUGUAAAAAUAUCAACACCGACUACUAUUUUGUCAUUGAUUCAAGUGACGACAUAGAGACAAAGAAAAUAUUUGUAACUCUGAAAGAGUUGUCGAAGGUACUGAAAGUCCAUGUACUCAAAAGUAAUCACAGAAAUAUUAAAGAACUAAUUAGGGCAAUGCAACAUUAUGUUGCAAAAUAUCUAGCAAAACAUGAAGCCCAAUUGAGCCUCCAGGAUCUAGCAGAUGUCGCCACUAAAUUUGGUUUCCAGGUAGAUGAGAAUUCUACAGAAUGUAAAAAGGCUAAAACACAUGCAGAUUCAAUUACCAAUGAGAUUAAGAAUGUGUUCGAGUAUAAGAAAAAAACAAUGCCUCUCCAGGGAGUUCCAUGGAAAGAAAUAUCCAAGAUAGAAAAAGAGCUGUGUAGAAUGAAACACCAAGGAAGCACUAACAUCGAUAUUUAUAAAAGGAAACUAGAAAAGAAAUGUUCUGAGCUACACAGGACACAAUACGAGUGUGAGAUACCUCAUGGUAUAAGAAACUAUAUGAAUAGUUUAAUGACAUUGUCUGUAGUUGAAAAAUGUUAUUUGAUGGGAUGGAUGAAGUUCUAUCUGGAUGGAAUAACAAGAAGCAAUCUGUCAGGCUUGCAGGCUGAGUACAAAGAAAAAUGUAAUGAGUUGCCUGCAAAUCCAAGUGAAAUAAAUAAACUACAUGACAACAUUUCUGAUAGUUCUUUAGGAGUCGAUCAUUUUCUACGUGAGGUUGGGCAAUUCUAUGAGGCAGAAUGUGCCAUGGUCAAAGAAAAACACAUACAACCAAAUGAAAAGAAAUUUUAUAGGCUCCCAGGAUUAGCUGCUGAUCUACUUCUGAAUGGGUUCCCAUUGGAGCUGAUAGAUGGAGAUGCCUCCAAUAUCCCUUUACAGUGGGUCACUGAUGUUCUAACAGAGCUAAAUAAAAAGACAGCUGGAAGAUGCAGAAUGAGAGUAAUCACAGUGCUGGGAGUGCAGAGCACAGGGAAAUCCACCCUCCUGAACACCAUGUUUGGGCUGCAGUUCCCUGUGGCCAGUGGGCGAUGCACACGAGGAGCCUUCAUGACUUUGAUUAAAAUAAAGGAAAACUUACAGAAGGAGCUGGGUUGUGAGUUUAUUAUGGUGAUUGACACUGAAGGUCUGAAUGCUCCAGAACUGGCUUCUCUGGAGGACAGCUAUGAACAUGACAAUGAGUUGGCAACUCUAGUGAUUGGGUUGAGUGAUAUCACCAUAGUGAAUAUAGCCAUGGAAAACACCUCUGAAAUGAAAGACAUUUUACAGAUAGUAGUCCAUGCAUUCCUUAGAAUGAAAGAAGUCGGAAGGAAAAGCAACUGCUUCCUCGUCCAUCAGAAUGUCAGUGAUGUGUCUGCUUAUCUGAAUAACAGAAUAAAUAGGAACAAACUCUUGAAUGAACUAAAUGACAUGACACGCGUUGCGGCAAAAAUGGAGAAGAUAGAUGCUCCUAUGCAGUUUUCUGACAUUAUGAACUAUGAUCCUGACAAGCACAGUUGGUACAUCCCAGGGCUUUGGCACGGUGUCCCACCAAUGGCUCCCAUAAACUUUGGGUACAGUGAAAACAUCUUCAAACUGAAAAAAUAUUUGAUUAAUUUCAUGAAAAAAAGCCAAAACUCUGGUCCUCAAGACAUUGAUUCUUUCACAGAAUGGAUGAACAGUUUGUGGAAAGCUGUAAAAUACGAAACAUUUAUAUUUAGUUUUAGGAACUCACUUGUUGCUGAGGCUUAUGAGCAAUUAUCUAUGAAAUACUCUGAGCUGGAAUGGAAUUUCCGCAGUCAGGUGUAUUCAUCGCUGACAGAGCAAGAAAAUAUUAUCAAAAACCAACCUCAAAGCAGAAUUACAUGUGUAACAACAGAAAUAUUAGAACAUAAAAUGCCUCAAUUACUGGACAGAGAAGAGGCCUAUAUGAAGGAGCAGUUAAAACUAUUUUUUGACAGCAGCAGUAGCAGAAUGUAUGUUGCAGAGAGAUAUCGGGCCGAUUUCAUGGGCUAUGUCAAAUGCUUGCGAAAGAACAUGGAAGUCAUUAUUUCAAGUAAAUGUUGGGAAGCAGUGAAAAUCCAGAGUGGGAAACAUGAAAUACACAACAUGCAAGAGACUUGCCUUAGAUUAAUUGAAGAAAAAGUGGGUAUAUAUUUGAAAACUCAUACCAGGAAUGCAAGAGAUAUGAGUAACGCGGAGCUGAGAAAAGAAUUCGAUUUAAUUUGGGAUAAAAUUCUGCAAGAGCUGCAGGUGGGUCGGUUAAGAAAACGCAGAAUUGAUAAUGAAAUGUUGGAGCAAUUAAAAAGAGAAAUGACGAACAGGGGAGGUAGUGUAAAACAAACACUGCAUAAUGUACUCACUUUGAAAUACUACGGACAGAAUGAAUUUAAGAUGGAAAAAACCUAUAUCAACAUUCCUUUUUGGUCAGCAAAAAAUUUUCAAGAAUUCUUUACAAACGGCUGCUAUAACAAACUAGCUAGUGCUGCAUGGCUAUUGGAACAUCAGUGCCAGAUCUACGUCACCGACAGAAUUAACACAGGAGAAGAUUACAAUGAGAUUUACUGUCAGGAGCUGCUGAACAUAAUCAAUCAAAAACUGAACCAAGAAGAAGUUAGAAAACUUCACCCCACUGCCUCAUUCGAGGCUAAUCUAAAGUUACACAUUUUGGGAACGGCGGCUCCUCAGUUUCAGAAGAUGCACGAUGACUUUGGCUUGAAAAAUGACCCCAGACUUCUCAUCAAUAGACUAAAACCACAAUAUUUUGAUAUAUUUAAGAACAAACUACAAGAGAAAGAUGAAUCCAACGCCCGAGCUAAAGAUUUCUGUGAUCAGUGCCUGAAGCCUGCAAUAACUGACCACAUUUACAAGAAUCUGGGCAAAGACAUAACCCAUGACAUUCUGAAAGAUCCUGCUGACGUCAGGUUCAACAGUCAGAAUCAGUUUCACUUUAGGAUUCUGAAAGAGCUGCUCGAAAUGAACACAUUUGAAAAUUACGCAGAAUAUAUAAAGAACUAUGAGAUUUAUGUGAAAAGGUGGAUUUCAAAAUACAUCAUCACGAAAUAUAAGACAACAAGUGGCUUGGAUGUGUUGAUAACAAAAAUAAUUUCUUCUAUUGCUGAAAAAAUCCAAUCUGCUCUUAAUGAUAAAAAUGUCCAACGGAGUCAGAAUGUUUCCGAAUUUUGUAAAUUCUUUCGGCAGAAUCUGGUUAAACAUUUGGUGAUUUCCGACAAUGCAAUGAAAGUAAUCAUUUUCCAAAACACAGUGGAUAUCCACCGACUUUCAAGCAAUAUUACAUUUCAUCUUAAGAAAUGUCAGGAAGAAAUCAGAUCAGAAAUGAAACAAUUGGGCAUUGAAUCUAUACUUGCCUGUCUGUCUCUAAAACCUCAAGAUGAGUUGCUCAAGAAGGUGUUGGGAUGUGGGAAGAAGUGUCCAUUUUGUAAUGCUCCUUGUGAAACCAGAGGAGAUGACCAUCAGGAACACUUUGUAUCUGCUCAUCGGCCCAAGGGUUUAGCCCAAUACACAUUUGCAGAAGACAACAAUCUUUGUACAGCAUCAUGUUCCACCGAUAUCAUUUCUAAUGGGGCAUUUAGGAAUCCAGACACAGAAGGAACUUGGCAUCCAUAUAGAGAAUAUAGAUCUGUCUAUCCCCAAUGGAUCAUACUGCCAGAGAUAAACCCAACAUAUUCACUUUACUGGAAGUUUGUUCUUACACAGUUCAAUUAUGAUUUUGCAAAUCUUUUCCAAGCGAAUCCAGCAGAUAUCCCAGAGGAAUGGCUGAAAAUUACUCAGAGACAAGCUCUCAGCAGUUUACAAGACACCUAUUACAUAAAAUAGAUACCACCAUUCCAUGCAAGAAAACAGACAUCCAUAAAAGGAAAAAAACCCCGUUGCUGAAUUAAAAGUUUAAGUAAAGUAUUCCGUUAAUCAGCUCUAUAACAAGGACAAUCUUGUAAGGAACUAUAAUUACCCUUUGAAUACCUGGGAAUCACAACACAGGCCAUUUUCAACCCCUUACAUAUACAAAAUGCAAGGAAAAUAACAUUUCUACUUCAACAUGCUGUGCAACAAUUGUAGAGCUCAGUUAACGCAUUAAAACAAAUGUU
Xenopus tropicalis (tropical clawed frog) is the source of this 4796-nucleotide messenger RNA. RefSeq names its product up-regulator of cell proliferation-like. NCBI's taxonomy places the organism in Eukaryota, Metazoa, Chordata, Amphibia, Anura, Pipidae. Gene Ontology annotation, molecular function: GTP binding. The coding region runs from base 1 to 4527 and encodes 1508 amino acids. The record is from RefSeq and is a predicted model, not a curated record. The transcript has a single exon.